Numida meleagris (helmeted guineafowl) is the source of this 3691-nucleotide messenger RNA. RefSeq names its product kazal-type serine protease inhibitor domain-containing protein 1-like. Gene Ontology annotation, cellular component: extracellular region. Bases 340 to 1233 code for a protein of 297 amino acids. The record is from RefSeq and is a predicted model, not a curated record. Gene Ontology annotation, biological process: regulation of signal transduction; regulation of cell growth. Lineage: Eukaryota; Metazoa; Chordata; Aves; Galliformes; Numididae. Gene Ontology annotation, molecular function: insulin-like growth factor binding. The transcript is spliced from 4 exons.
ACAUAAUAUUGUUUCAGUAGAGCAAUGCUUUGCAAAUUUGGCUCAAGGAGACAAUGAGCAAACAGCUUUUCAGAGAGCUGUCAGAAGGGGCAGUUUGGUUUCUGUGCAAGCAAUACUCACAUUCCAAACUGCAUUAGAGAAAAGCUGGUGGGUUUGUAUGCAUUUUUAUUAUCAAUUCCAGAUUAGGAAUCUGAUGCUAAUUUCUUCUUAAAGCCUGUGCUUGCAGGAGAAUUUAUAUUCUAAAACAAAAAAGGAUUGUGACGUUUUUCUCUCACAAGCUCUUUUUUUUUCCUGGCUUUACUCCAAGGACCUUUUCUGCUUGUUCGUUACAUUCUCAAGAUGAAGCCCCCGGUGGUUACAGCAGUGCUGGUAGUACUGGUGCAGGUUUCUCAGAGUUUCCCUGCCUUGUACCACCGAGCCUGGUGGAGGCUCUUAAAGGAAGGAGAUAGCUGCGGAAAAUGUGAUUUGGCACUUUGCUCUGAGCCAAAGGACUGCCUGGCUGGGACUGUAGUGGACCAUUGUGGCUGCUGUUCUGAAUGUGGAAACGUGGAAGGUCAGAUCUGUGACUUGGACCAGGGCAGUCACUUUUAUGGGCAGUGUGGGGACAACCUCGAGUGCAGGUUGGAUGCUGAUGAAGCCAGGUUUGGGGAAGUCCCUGAACCCCAGUGUGUGUGCAAGUCUCAAGAGAGCAUCUGCGGACCUGACGGGAAAACCUAUGAGAACAUCUGUCAAUUCAACAAAGCUUAUGCAACUAGAAGAAAUAUCACCAUGAAACAUAAAGGACCGUGUGAAUCAGCUCCUGUCAUUUCUAUGCCGCCUCAGGAUGCCCAGAAUUUCACAGGCAACGACGUCAUUUUUGGCUGUGAGGUGUCAGCCUAUCCUAUGCCACACCUUGAAUGGAAAAAAAAGGGGAAUAAAAUGUUUUUACCAGGGGAUGACGCCCACAUCUCAGUACAGGCGAGAGGUGGACCUCAGAAGUAUGGGGUGACAGGCUGGCUGCAGAUUCAAGGCCUCAAAAAAUCAGACGAAGGCAUCUACAUCUGCCAUACCAAAAACAAGUAUGGUGCAACAUAUGCCUCUGCGAGAUUGAAAGUCAUUGAUGGUUCAUCUUCUGCGUUUGCCUUAACUGCUGGCAGUAGAAGUGCAAGCUACGACACUGACUAUGGGGACUACUAUGACCAUUCUGAUGAGGAGGAUGAGGAAGAAUAUGAAUCUGGGGACUAUGAAAAUUGAAACAACCCUGAAUUACAAUUUUUGUACAUCGUCGGACACCUUUCACACUCUGUUAUAUUUACUAGUACUCCUUGUGCUGUAAAUAGCUCCUCCGAUAACACGUACACUACACUCACUUGUGCAUCCCACCUUCCUGGAAUUCAACUUUGGCUGCAGUAUAUCAUGAUACUUACCUGAAAUAAGAACAGUUUUAAGUUCAUGCAUUUAGACUGUUAAAUAAAAUUACGUACCUAGUAAGUACCCUGAAAGGAUCAAAUUUUAUAUUAAUUUUUAAAAAUGUAUAUUGCUCUAUUAAUUUCUUUAAAAGUUUCUAAUUUUUUCUAACAAAAACGAUCAACAGUUAAACUAAAUUUUUACUUUGUAUCAAUGUCCUAUCUUUAUGUAAUGUACUAAGAAAUAGCAAGAUCAUUGACGUGGCAACAAGCCUAGCUUUGAAGGCGGCAAAGGUCUUCUUAGUUCAUAUUUUCUUGUAAGUUUUAACAAGAUGAUGAUUAUUUUGUGGAAUGGUGCAUAUUUAGACUCACCAUGGGUGAAUUCCCUGCCUUUCAGGGUGUCGCUUUGUUAACUUUUAAUACAAACAUGAAUCACAGUCUUAUGCAGGUAAGCACUGCUUUACUAGCAAUACUCAGAAAAGGUUUCCUGUGCAUCCCAACAGCCAGGCGGACCCUCUGACUUCCUAACAGUUCCUGAGCUGCUCUAACAGCACCAGCUCCUUCCCACCAGGUGAGGCAAUGGUUCGAGAUCUGGAACUGCUGUUUAUGUUCUGAACAGCAUCACCUUUGGGGGGAAUUACUGCAGUUGAAGGAAGGUAGCUGCUCCACGGCUCAGUGCAUGCCCCUCAAACACACAGAGAACCAGUAUUUGUCCCUUGUCUUGGUUUGCUCACCACUUGCUCCAGUAUCUGACCCAUCUAUUCUAUGUCCAACAGAAGUGCACGUGCCAUUGCCGUACUUGUGGGAAUGCUGGAAAGGAAAGCAGAUGUCCUUUUCUUUCUGAAAACCACCAGAACACGCACACGUUUUUCAAACUGCCCCAAUCACUUCUUGACCAGCAAGAACCAUGAGAGCAAAUCAAAUGCAACUCAAAAACACAAGACUGCAGAAUGUGAAACAAUCACCCAGAAAAAGAUUCUGUAAUUGCUUUUGUUAAUUAUAUACGUAAAGGCUGGCUCUGCAUUAAUAGGUGAUGGAAGAUACUAAACUAUAAAACCCACUUUUGGGAGGCAUUUCCACCUGCUGGUUCUCGUUGGCUGAGGGCAGAUGAAUAGCAGAAAGUCACUGAAGUCUCUCAGCAAUAAGCAAGGAAGCAAGAGUUCAGGCAUCUGAAUUUUAAUCCUCAUUAUUUGUAAUCUUCUUUAUCAAAUGCACAAAAACACACCGUGAUCGCAGUACACUCUUUGUAGAUUUUUUAAAUGUAUACACAGUGCAUCACAAACACCUCCAUUAAUGUUGUGCUGCUUUGUGCUUUUUUGCCAUGAGACAUAUUUUUCUUCAAUAUAAAUUAUAUUAAGAGAUUGGCUAUAGACUGUGUUUGCCCUGAGGUAUUAUUGAUCUUUGUACAGGUAAGAAACGAGCAUAGAAUAAUUUAUUUUGGCUUACAGUUCCUGGAAUACUGUCAACUUAGAAUACAAACCACAACACUAGGUCAUUGAAAAGAUUAAUUAGUUUUAAUUAGGAGUAUCAAAUGGCUUCAGAUUUAAUCGUUUAUUUUGCUGUGGGCUCUUCCUGGUCUUCUUACUGUUAUGUCUAGUAAGCUUUUUGUUUAUUCACUGUGUAUUACUUUUAACAUAAAAUUGUCUGGUAGGAAUCACUGUAUUUUUACAUGAAUGAUUGUUAAUGUAACUAUUUAAUCUUCAGACAUAUGUUCAAGAUCAAUUGCAAUCUGUGUUGCAAAUGAAUGAAUUAGAUUACUAAAGCACCCACUAAAUUGUGGCAAUGCAUAUUGGCAGGGGCUAGAACAUGGCACAGCAAAAUAAUCUGGAAAUCAUUAGCCAUAGAAACAAAUGAUAAUUCUUCAGGGCCUUCUGCCAUUGCUAAUGCAACAUGAAAAACAGAAGAAAAAUAAACAAUAGUUGAAUAAUAUGUAGCAGAACCAAAUCAAAUACCACACCGCAACUGCUUGGGUGGGUGGACAAUGUCUAUUUAAAAAAGCCUAACCUUUCUAUAACAAAGCGUUCUCAUUUAAAUCUACUGCAUUUAUCUCCAAGGGUUUCUUUUAUUUAAUGUAUUUAAUCUUUACUUGUCAAUUUAAUGUAAUCAUUUCUUGUCAAUUAUCAGCUAUGCCUUUCAAUAAGAAUACUGCACGUUAGGGAAAAUCCUGAUAUAAUGAAAAAAAAAAAAGGAACACUGAUACCCUGAACAUUUACUAGCUCUGGUUUUGAGGGAGACAAAAAUGGCUGACUUUUUUUAUAUGCUUUAAUCAAGUCACUUAAAAUUAAAUAAAAAAAGGAUGGAGAAGA